UACAGCCCCUCGCGCACUGGAGUCUCAAAGGCUUGCACACUGUCGGCAAUUGCAAACGUACGGCGGUUGCGGUCGCAGACUUGAUCGGAGCAGCGAGAUGCAAUUCGCUGUAAUAUCACUGGAUACGCAACUAUUUUGUAAUUUGGAGAUAUAUAUUAAUCUUUAUGAAACUUGCCCAUCGUAAAUUAUAUUAAAACUUGAACGUAGCAGAAAAUGUGAAUCAGUUAAGUUAGUUUAAGACAGGUGCUGCAUUGAGAAGAAAUCAUUUUGAUUUUAGAGGUGCAGGAAUAUUUUUGAUUAAAAAACAAACAAAAACAAAAAUGACACGUUAUUUAAAACCAGACACAUGUUCUGACAGUGAUUCAAAUGAGCGGAGACUAACGACUGGCACUAUUCAAGUUUAAAUUUGGCGUGGAACAAGAACAACGUGAAAAUGGAGACCUUUACACUGCCUGAUAUAUUCAGAAAUUCCACUGAUAUUUAUAAACUAUUGUGCGGACUGGGCAUCAAGAAUGAUUCGGACUGCGACAACGGAAUGGACUUUACGCAGGAGCCUAAAGAUUAUUUUUGCUCCCUUCCAGAUAUCAACCAGACUGUCCGGAUCUUCCUCUACGUCCUGAUAUUCCUGCUGAGCAUUCUGGGAAACUCCCUCAUCAUCACCGUGCUGGUCCGGAACGGGCGCAUGCGCACCGUCACCAACCUGUUCCUGCUGUCGCUGGCGGCCAGCGACCUGAUGCUCUGCGUCUUCUGCAUGCCCUUCACCCUCAUUCCCAACCUCAUGAAGGACUUCAUCUUCAGCAGCGGCAUCUGCAAGGGAGCCAUGUACUUUAUGGGUGUCUCGGUCAGCGUGUCCACCUUCAACUUGGUGGCCAUCUCCCUGGAGCGGUACAGCGCCAUCUGCAACCCGCUGACCUCGCGUACCUGGCAGACCAAGUCUCACGCCGCCAAGGUCAUCACCGCCACUUGGGUGGUGUCCUUCAUCCUGAUGCUGCCGUACCCCAUCGCCAGCACCCUGGUGCCCUUCACCCGCUACAACAACAGCACUGGGAACAUGUGCAGGCUGGUCUGGCCCAGUGACAUCAUCCAGCAGUCCUGGUAUGUGUUCCUGUUACUGCUCCUGUUUCUAGUGCCAGGGCUGGUCAUGAUGACAGCAUAUGGUCUUAUUUCACUGGAGCUCUACAAGGGAAUUAAGUUUGAAAUGAACAACAGAAAAUCUAACAGGGAGAGAGGGGCCAGCACCAACGGCCUGAGGCCCGCGGACGGGGACGGCUGCUACCUCCAGCCCUCCAAGCGAAAGGCGGAGCUGCAGCAGCUGCAGGCGCAGCGGUCGCAGCGGCAGGGCAGUGACGCCGGCGGCGGCAGCGUCAGCGCUGGCGGCGGGAGCAGCAAGGCCAAGCUGAGCCGCGUCAGCAGCAACAGCUCGGCCACCAACCUGAUGGCCAAGAAGCGCGUGAUCCGCAUGCUCCUGGUCAUCGUCUGCCUCUUCUUCCUGUGCUGGACGCCCAUCUUCAGCGUCAACGCCUGGCGGGCCUUCCACCGGCGCUCGGCCGACCGGCUGCUCUCCGGCGCGCCCAUCUCCUUCAUCCACCUGCUGUCCUACACCUCCGCCUGCGUCAACCCCAUCAUCUACUGCUUCAUGAACAAGCGCUUCCGCCAGGGCAUGCUGGCCACCUUCGCCUGCUGCUCCCCCCGGGGCGGGGGCGGGGUCCGCAGGGGGGCGGGGCCGCGCGCUCGCCGCGCCAACGGCUGCCUCUGCCGAGGCCCCGGCCCGGAGGAGGACGGCCACACCCACUCGGGCGGCACCCUCACCCGGUUCACCUACAGCAGCACCCGCGGCUCCGCCCAGGCGUAGCCCCUCCUCGUUGUAAACCGCGCCCCCGCCGCCUUGC
Molecule: messenger RNA, 1889 nt
Organism: Anguilla anguilla (European eel)
Lineage: Eukaryota; Metazoa; Chordata; Actinopteri; Anguilliformes; Anguillidae
Gene: cckar
Product: cholecystokinin A receptor
Exons: 5
Coding region: 434-1852 (472 amino acids)
Biological process (GO): neuropeptide signaling pathway
Cellular component (GO): membrane
Molecular function (GO): neuropeptide receptor activity; gastrin receptor activity
Source: RefSeq, a predicted model, not a curated record